AUGCAAAGGAAAUUUCUGCCAAUAACAUUGCUGGUUAGAGCGCAUGGAUCUAGCAUUUCUCGAAACUGGCCUCCAGUGAAGGGGUUGCGUUUCACGUCUUCUACAACUUCUUCGAACAGCACAUCCUCAUUCACAACUCGAACUACUACGUUUUUCGUAUUAGGGUCAGCCUUGGUUGGAGGACUAUUAGGAUUCACGCUGGCAGACCGUGCACGGACCUCCCUACCAAGUCACUCACUGAUUCCGACAGGAGGUGCUACAAAGCCAACGUAUGGGUCCCCAGAAGAUUUUGGGAAAGCCAUCGAGGAAUUGAAACGAACGUUUCCUGGCGAAGAUAUUGUCUCAACGGAUCCGGAGGACGUAUAUAAUCAUGGUUUCUCGGUGAACGAUUACCACCCAGGAAUAUCACAUAGCGUCGUGGUUUACCCUUCGACCACUGAAGAUGUCGUUAAAAUAGUCAAAAUCGCAACGAAAUAUCGUAUGCCUAUCACAGCUUACUCGGGAGCAACCAGUUUGGAAGGCCAGUUCCGUGGAUAUUCUUCAGGUGGAAUAUGCAUAGAUAUGUCGCAAAUGAAUCAGAUUUUAGAAAUCAAUGAGGCGGACUCAGACUUGGUAUGUCAACCAGGAGUAGGUUGGGUUGAAAUCAAUGAUACUCUACGCGACAAAGGGAUCCCAUUAUUUUUCCCGAUUGACCCAGCGCCGUCUGCCACUCUAGGCGGCAUGAUAAGUAAUGGAUGUUCUGGGACAAAUGCUGUCCGCUAUGGAACGAGUAAAGGAGAAUGGUUCUUAAACGUUACGGUUGUCCUUCCAUCCGGUGAAGUGAUUAAAACCCGGCGAAGAUCCCGCAAGUCUUCUGCAGGUUUUGAUACCACAAAGUUGUUCAUUGGAGCAGAGGGUACACUUGGCAUCAUCACAGAAGUCACAAUAAGGCUCACGCCAGUUCUUCCUACGACGGUGGCCGUUGUUCACUUUCCGGAUGUUCGUAAAGCUACUGAAGCAGUCAGAGAUGUGAUGAACAGAGGAGUCGGGAUCCAGUGCGUAGAGCUGCUCGACGAUGUUUUCAUGCACGCUGUCAAUAAUUUUGGGCAAUCAGGGCGUACAUGGCCUGUCAAAGAUACACUGUUCUUUAAACUACAGGGCCACAACGACACGUCUUUGAGGGAUACAGCAAAGGUGGUCAAGGAAGUAGCUGAAAAGUAUGGAGGAUUUGGUUUCCAACUAGCAAAGAACGAUAAAGAGGCCGAUGAUCUCUGGCACGACCGGAAAAAUGCGCAUUAUUCUGGAUUAGCGCUGGUCCCGGGUAGUCGGCCUAUUGCUACAGAUGUCUGUGUUCCUGUGUCAAGAUUGCCUGAUCUCGUGUAUGAGACCAAGAAAGACCUCAGCACUCUCGGUUUGGUUGCUCCGAUCGUUGGCCAUGUUGGGGACGGUAACUUCCAUGCACAAAUCAUGUUUACGAAUGACGCCCAGUUAGCGGUUGCUAAAGAAGCAGUGGAGCGGAUGGUACAUAGAGCGAUUACUAUGGAUGGGACUUGUACGGGUGAGCAUGGAGUAGGAAUUGGCAAAAAGAAAUACUUGGUCGAGGAACUUGGGGCAGGAACGGUAGAACUGAUGAAGAUGGUCAAGAGAACACUAGAUCCUCUUGGACUUUUUAAUCCCGGAAAGGUAAUGUGUGCUCGGUUUUCGCUGGAACCAGGCUCUCAUUGA
Molecule: messenger RNA, 1704 nt
Organism: Lentinula edodes (shiitake mushroom)
Lineage: Eukaryota; Fungi; Basidiomycota; Agaricomycetes; Agaricales; Omphalotaceae
Product: FAD-linked oxidase-like protein
Exons: 12
Coding region: 1-1704 (567 amino acids)
Biological process (GO): lactate catabolic process
Cellular component (GO): mitochondrion
Molecular function (GO): D-lactate dehydrogenase (NAD+) activity; FAD binding; D-lactate dehydrogenase (cytochrome) activity
Source: RefSeq, a predicted model, not a curated record